AUGGCUGUUGGGAACGAAGAACUUGAGCUACGCUGCGCGAUGCUGGAGUUCAGAGGCCCUAUAAAAGGAGGCUCUGAAGGGAGAGCCCCAUCGACACUAGUCCCGUUUAGAUACCCCGAUUCACUCGCUAAUCCUAAUGCGACCAACCACCGUCUGCACAGGGAUCACGAGUCCGGUACCUGGCUGGACUUUGGCUUUGCCUCAUGCCGCGUGCGGGUGCAGGUACCACCUCGGUACCGCCUCCACACGAGCAUCGCGCUUCAACGCGGUCUCACGGGACCUUACGCCAAUCUGGGCCAGUUCGGGGGUUAG
This is a messenger RNA of Histoplasma capsulatum G186AR, 312 nucleotides long. RefSeq lists its product as uncharacterized. Lineage: Eukaryota; Fungi; Ascomycota; Eurotiomycetes; Onygenales; Ajellomycetaceae. The record is from RefSeq and is a predicted model, not a curated record. The transcript has 3 exons. The coding region runs from base 1 to 312 and encodes 103 amino acids.